GCUUAAGAGCACCGAGUUUAGAGCCAGACCUAUGACAUCACAGGCAGCGAGCCCGAGGCAGCUCUCGUGCCGUCUUGGGGUGGAGUUAGCUCGGUCAACUGGAGGGUUGCUCAUCGGAUGAAGGAUAGGAGUCAGGAGCUGGGGAAAGGUUUAAAUCCAACGUGUUUUACGCAGCUGCCUUUCUAACAUUGUAGCAAAAUAAAAUAGAGAACAAGGAAGAGCUACCUGGUGCUACUACUGUACCGGCAGAAGGUAAAAGCGCAGGACCGUGGUGGUAGGCUUUAAUGGUUUUAAUCGUUUGACAGCUCAGUCCAAACCAAGAGCGGGAGAUUCCCAGAGGCAGACAUCACUUAGAUCCAUGCUCAACGUGGGUGAAGAAUUUGACUUGUAAAUUACCAUACUAUUGGUAUACAAAAUAAAUGGUAUACAGGUGUCAUCUUCAGAAGGCUGGGAUCUGGACAGAGAGCUACAUCAACAUGUCUCUGAUUUCAUCCUACUAUGCAGGAAAGAAUGUGCUCAUCACUGGAUCAACUGGAUUUAUGGGAAAAGUGCUGGUGGAGAAACUGCUCCGCUCCUGCCCUGAAGUCAAUGCAAUUUAUAUUUUAGUGAGGCCAAAAUCGGGACAGUCCAUGCAGGAGCGAGUGUGUGAUAUGAUGAAAUGCAAGGUGUUUGACAGAGUUCGAGAAGACUUCCAAAAUUUCCAGGAGAAGAUUGUACCCAUUAGUGCUGAAUUAACCCAUCCAAAUCUGGCCAUCAGCUCUGAAGAUACUGAAAGGCUUCUUUCAUGCAUCAACAUUGUCUUCCACUGUGCAGCAACUAUUCGUUUUGAUGAGCCCCUGAAGCAUGCCCUGCGACUGAAUGUUUGUGGCACACAACGGAUACUUGCACUGGCUCGGCAAAUGCAAAAACUUGAUGCCUUUAUCCAUAUCUCUACCGCCUAUGCAAACUGUAACCGAAGACAAAUUGAUGAGGUCAUCUAUGCACUGCCUGUGGAUCCAAAGAAGCUGAUAGACUCCGUAGAGUGGAUGGACGAAAGCAUUAUUAGGGAGAUCACACCGCAGCUGAUAGGAGACUGGCCCAAUACUUACACUUAUACCAAAGCUUUGGCUGAAUAUAUCAUUCAGCAGGAUUGUGGAAAAAUGAAUGUUGCAAUUAUCAGACCAUCAAUUGUUGGAGCCAGCUGGCAGGAACCUUUUCCAGGCUGGAUUGACAACUUCAAUGGGCCAAGUGGGAUUUUCAUUGCUGCAGGUAAAGGGAUUCUACGUACCAUGAAAGCAAAUAAUGAUGCUGUUGCUGAUUUGAUUCCAGUGGAUGUCGUAGUUAAUCUUACACUAGCUGCUGGGUGGUGCACUGCUGUACAAAGGCCAAAAACAACAAUGGUUUACAACUGUACAACAGGUGGUGUCAAUCCUUUCUACUGGGGAGAACUUGAACAUCAUGUAAUUUCAACAUUCAAAAGGAAUCCUCUAGAACAGGCCUUCAGGAGACCAAAUGCCAACAUGACAUCCAAUCAGCUGGUAAAUCAGUACUGGAUUGCUGUCAGUCACAAAGCCCCAGCGCUACUGUAUGACUUCUAUCUGAAAUUAACAGGAAGAAAACCCAGAAUGAUGAGAAUCUUCAACCGCUUGCACAAGUCUAUGAUGUUGCUAGAAUAUUUUACCAGUCAAUCAUGGGAAUGGAGUACAGAGAAUAUGAAUUAUUUAAUGGGUCAACUGAAUGCAGAAGACAGAAAAUCAUUCAACUUUGAUGCACGUCAACUUAAUUGGCCAGAGUACAUAGAAAACUAUUGCAUAGGAACAAAGAAAUACGUGUUGAAUGAAGACAUGUCUGGACUUCCUGCAGCAAGACAGCACUUGAAAAAGUUAAGGAAUAUUCGUUAUGCCUUCAACACCACUCUACUUGUGAUCAUCUGGCGCAUUUUCAUAGCAAGAUCUCAAAUGGCUCGGAACAUCUGGUAUUUUGUGGUCAACCUCUGUUACAAAUUCCUCUCCUAUUUCAGGGCAUCCAGUACGCUCAGGCAUUGAAACAGUGGAAGAAAUGCCCAGAAAGAUGUCUUCAUUCUACUUGUUCACCGUCUUUCUCUUUCCCCAGAUAAAUCUCAGCAAUUAUUUGGAUUUCAGGACUUGAAAUUAUUAACAGAUAUGACAACGUCCAUCUGUUCACUUUUUCAGUAUUCACUUGGUCUUUGACUUUCUAAGAGUUCAUUAAGUUCUUACUUUGUCUUAAACCCUAUAAUAUGUACUGGUUGAAAUCUGGUGACCCUUGUAAGUUUGGGGUUACAGGUCUAUGGAGUCUCUAAGCAUGUUAUGUGUUUGGCAUAAAAGGCCAUGUCUACUGCCCCUACAAUCAUUAUAAAUGGUCCUUGUGUGUAUAGUGUUACGUCUGAUUCUGGGCAUAUUUAUACACAUGCAUAAAACAGACCAGAAGUGUUUCCUAGGAGAACAGUAAUCCUAACAGCAUACUGAUGCUAUGUCGUGUAAUCUGCUUCUAACUGUGUACACCAAACUAAGUAUGUACCAAGCCCUUGAAACUAAUGUUUUGACAAUGUGACUCCAAAACAGAGAACUAAAAUGAGUUCAAAGAGUACCAAAGGCAAAAUUUAACUCAAAAUAGAGAGAGACACAGAACAAAUGACCUGGCUUUUUAAAGACAGCUGACAAGUAGCUCGGAUCCCAGGUUUCAAGUCUUGAAUGGUGUGGUAUCAUGUAACAAACCAAACUGUUGAUGAAGUUUAUUUGAAAUUGCUAAGGUAUGAGGUAGGUUAUGUAAAUAGGAAGUUUUAUUCUGUUGCACAUAUUAGUAAGUAGUGAAAACUGGGUGAAUGUAAAUGCGAAGGUCUUGCAGAAGUGGUCUGCUAGUUUCUUUAAUUUAUUACUCCCUCUUGUUCCAUUUUUAGAAUUGUCUUCACUUUGGCUUACACUGUUCAGCACUGCUACCACUACAGUAAUAUAUUCUACAAACCGGGAAAUCACAGGCCGGUAUCCCUUCUAGUGAGUAGCACUUAAAAUAGUGUGUGUGUAGACUUUUAAUCCAUAAUAAUCUACACAGGUAUGUUUGCUAGUUCGGGUGACCUUUCUUUCUGUUUGCAAGUUGCACUGUGUAACUCUGACUUUUUUGUUUUGAUUUUUAAAUGCCUUUUUCACUUAUUACUAAGGACAUGAAAUUAGAUAUUGCAUUAAAAUAAUACAGAACUCACAAUAUUGAACCUCUGCUGAAGAAACUCCAGAACAUCAUCAUGAUUUCUGAAUUGUAAUCCCAUGCCCUUCAUAUCAUUUGUUGCCCUUCUUCAUGUUGUUGUGACUACACACUUCCCCAAAGGAUCUAUUAUGACUGGUUGUUAGAGGCAGAUACAAGGCAUUUCCCCCUAAUGGAACAGAAUGGUACAUUAGUUAUUCACUCAUUCUUAAGACUCCGUAGCUGUCCUUCCUAUGCUCUGAAUACAUCUCAAAUCUCAACUGUUUAGUAACACAAGCUGCCUUUCUUCUAGAUGUUAGAAGCAUUUCCUUACAAAGGUUGAAGGGACCAAGUCUAUGUCAAUAGUGGAUGACAUGCUUAUUAGGCACAGCAUUGUCAACCUACAGUUUUAAUAAACAGUGAACAUCUUAAACUGUCACCUCCAGUGUGGAUUAUGAAAAAUAUGAAUAAUAAUUGGCUUCUGUAGUAGAUUUUUACUCUAAAUAAAUGCAUAAUAACAUAAAAGGUGUUUAAACAUUCUGCAUAAAAAUGUUUUGACUGAAGUGAAACAGUUAAGCCUAUUGAGAUACAACGGAAUUAUAUUGCCACAUCACUCAUAAGUAUCUUAAGCAGUGCCCCAUGAAACUGUUGGAAAUAAAAAUAGCAUAGAUGGGGUGAAAAAAGUGUGGUUGUGGUAAAUGUAAUAUACCUGCCUUUUCACUCUAGGGACCAUGUUUUCUGAUUUGCAAAUCUAAACUUAUUAGCACAGUAUUCCCCAUCAUAUGGAUACAUUUUGAUAUUGUGCACAGAAUAAUACUUACCAUGCCUCAACAAUAUUUUAUUUGCUUAAAAGGAUGUAUAAUGUGUUCAAAGUUUACUGUCUUCCAAUAUAAGGUGUGUGUUAUUCAUUACAGGAUAUCAAAGAAUCUAAUAAAGUUUCCAUAUCAAAUUA
This is a messenger RNA of Protopterus annectens (West African lungfish), 4126 nucleotides long. RefSeq names its product fatty acyl-CoA reductase 2 (gene FAR2). The transcript has 13 exons. The coding region runs from base 420 to 2024 and encodes 534 amino acids. Gene Ontology annotation, cellular component: peroxisome. The record is from RefSeq and is a predicted model, not a curated record. Gene Ontology annotation, biological process: long-chain fatty-acyl-CoA metabolic process. Lineage: Eukaryota; Metazoa; Chordata; Ceratodontiformes; Protopteridae. Gene Ontology annotation, molecular function: alcohol-forming very long-chain fatty acyl-CoA reductase (NADP+) activity.